UAUCCAAUGCCGCACUUGUAGUACUACUAUAAAGUUUAUUCUUAAUUUUAAAGAAAUACAAUGAAGUAUGAUUGAACAAUUUAAACAACAACUCAACCUUUUAAGGAAAUAUAAAAAUCGAAUAAUCAAUUCCUUCUGUCGAGCUCUGUUUAAGCAUCCGAUGGUUAUUUACAUCAAUUACAAUAGCCCCUAACCAUAUGCAGCUCCUGUGAUUUAAAAUUUUUUAAAAUCUAUAGGAAUUGUGAUUAAAAAAUGUUGCUAUUAGCAUAAUGUUGUUUCUUGUCAAAGUAUUCUUCUAGUGCUGCAUUUAAUUAUAGACCAAUACGUGAUAUAUAUAUAGAUAGUAUUUUCACGUUUCUAUUUACUAACUCCCAUGCGUCAAACUUACGGUAUAUUCUUAGGCAGGAGCACAGAGAACCAAUGAAAUUCUUUCGCAAAGAUCAUAGUUAUAUUACUAGAGUCUCUUUUUUUUCGUUGGAUCGACUAAAAUCGAGUUUAUUAUAUUCUGCUUAAUUUUUGGAAAUACUAAUAAUCUCACAGUUUCACAAAACGCUACACCUCCAGUAUUAUGACAUUUAACAACACAAAAAUAAGUUUGAAAUAAUCAUACCUAUGCCUAUUUACAUAUCUAAUAAAUUGACUAAAUGCUCGACCUAUAUUCACAAUAUUACAGAUGCAAAUAUUCUUAUCACAUUAUAAAAUACAUUCGCAUUAUAAUCUACAAUAGAAUUGAUACCUAAGGAACAAAUUCGUACAAUAAACUAAAAGCAUUCAUCAGUAUUAUACUAUUUAAAAUAGAAUUGUGCGACUAAAGGAGAGAAUCAUCAUUUAUCUAGUUAUUUAAAUCAUUCAGAUGGUAUUCUACAUUCAGGAAGGAAUGCAAACGAUUGAUAUACAUAGAUAAUACUUGCACGUCUGAAUUUUCUAUUAUACGUUAAUUUAUAUUCUUAUUUUCUUGUACCAAAAAGCAAUCAGUAUUACAAUUCAUCUUCAAUAAUUUGUCUUCCUUAAAGAUGGUUUCCCAAAUAUUUGAUGAAUCUCCUAAAGAAAUGCAGUUAAUAAAUUCGGAUAAUGAGGAAAUGAGUCAGAAAGAAGUUCGUGGCGAUGGGAAAGUACAAAUGAAAAAACAACUUGGUCUUUUAGAAGGUGUUGCAAUUAUUUUAGGAAUUAUAUGUGGUUCAGGUAUUUUUAUUUCUCCAAAAGGUGUAAUUAAAGAAGUAGGAAGUGUUGGGGUAUCUUUAAUUGUGUGGGUAUUAUGUGGUCUACUUUCUAUGAUUGGUGCAUUAUGCUAUGCUGAAUUGGGAACUUCUAUACCUCGUAGUGGUGGAGAUUAUGCUUAUAUUUAUGAAGCUUUUGGAGGAUUACCUGCUUUUUUAUACUUAUGGGCUGCUAACUUAAUAUUUGUACCAACUACAAAUGCUAUUAUGGGAUUAACAUUUGCAGAAUAUGUUUUACAGCCAUUCUUUCCAAACUGUAUUAUUCCAGAUGAUGGUAUACGAUUAAUAGCAGCAGUUACUAUUUGUUUACUUACAUUUGCAAACUGUUAUGAUGUCAAAGAAACAUCAAAAAUGCAAAAUGUAUUCAUGUUUGCUAAAGUUGGUGCAUUAGUAAUUAUAAUUAUUGCGGGAAUGGUUUGGCUACUACUAGGUCAUACAGAAAAUUUUGAAAAUUCUUUUGAAAAUACAAUUACUGAUCCUGGUAAAAUUGCUGUGGCCUUCUAUUCUGGUAUAUUUUCAUACUCUGGAUGGAAUUAUUUAAAUUUUAUGACAGAAGAAUUGAAAGACCCUUAUGUAAAUUUGCCACGGGCUAUUUAUAUAUCGCUGCCUCUAGUUACUUUCGUCUAUGUACUGGCAAAUGUAGCUUACUUAUCAGUUUUAACUCCAACUGCUAUGAUCGCUUCUCGUGCGAUAGCUGUGAAUUUUGGUGCCGAAGUUCUUGGCAUGGUGGCAUGGAUAAUACCUGUAAUGGUAGCUAUAUCAGCAUUUGGAGGAUUGAGCGUUCACAUCAUGACAUCAUCUCGAAUGUGUUUCGUUGGUGCUAGAAAUGGUCACUUUCCUUCAAUGUUAAGUCACAUCAACAUUUCAAGAUUCACACCUACUCCUGCUUUAGUAUUCCUUUGCAUUUUAUCUUUAAUAAUGUUGUGUACAAGUGAUAUUCUUGUGUUAAUUACGUACUGCAGCAUAGUUGAGUCAUUUUUCAUUAUGUUAUCAGUAGCUGGUAUUUUAUGGCUUCGUUAUAAACAACCUAACAUGAAUCGACCAAUUAAGAUGCCCUUAUGGAUUCCUGUCACAUUCGUGGCUAUAUGUGCAUUUUUAGUAUUUGUUCCUUGCUAUGAAAGACCAUACGAAGUUGGUAUAGGUGCCUUGAUAACUUUAUCUGGUAUUCCAGCUUAUUUUAUUGGUAUCAAGUGGAAAAACAAACCAAUGUGGUUUCAACAAAUUAAUCUUGAAAUCACUCACGCUAUUCAAAAAUUAUUUAUGUCUGCCACGGAGGAACAAGAUUUCUAAAUUCAAGUAUUAUAAAUUUGAAAAUAAUUAAACCUGAAAACAAUUUAUGACAUUGCUUUAAUGCUAAUCAUGUAUGUAAUUGUAACCUCUCUAUCGCUAACAAGUACCACAGAUUGUGUUCUUUGUAAACAGAGAAUGUACAUAUGAAAUAAGUACGGUUGCUCUGUAUCUUACACAAAUCAUUUAUUAUUAUUAUGUAUUAUAAUUUAUUUUUGAAAGUUGGAAAAGUAUUUUGGUUGUACAUAGUGUGAUUGUUUACAUAUUACUUCUAAUAAUCGUGUUCCUCUUUGUGAGAAUAUCAUAAUAAACGCGUGUGAUACUUAGAGAUGAAAAUCUAUUCUUGUAAGUAUUAAUAUAUUUUCUAUUUUAUACAUCUUACUUUACUAAAAAUAUAUUAAAAAAUAAAACAGUAACCUUAAAAAUUAAGUAUCUUUGUUCAAAAACUUUUACAUAUAUGUAGUAUUAAUUCUUCAUUAUUUUGAUUAUAUUCUUAAUGUUGCGUAUUUCAAAAAAUAAUAUAUGAUAGUAUUGAUUAUAACUUCUGUGAUGUAAAUAAUGUACAUUACAUUUACAUAAUAUUACGUAUUAAUGCAAAAUAAAUUUGUAUAGUUACUUCAAAUCAAAUGUUUCAACAAGUACAAAUAAAUAUAAAUAUGAAUAUUAUUAAUUGUAAUUCUAAUUUUCAUAUUUAAAAUUGUAAUAAAAUAAUAAUUUUUGAUGCAACUUGAACACGUAAUUGAAAACACAAUUAAAAUUUUACGUUUAUUACGAUGAGGUAACUGGAACAAAUGAAUCGAUAAAAACAAAUAAAAUGAGAAUGGAGUUCAUUAUUUCUAAUUAUAAAAAUGCAUUGUUCAAUUUUGUCAAUAUUGAUUUUCCAUGUACCAUGUAUUUUUCAUUGGAAUUAUUUAUAUUGUUCUGUAACAAUGAAUAAAAUCUACUGACUUUUAUGAUAUUUAUAACAUAUGUAUUUAUUUAUGCA
Hylaeus anthracinus is the source of this 3489-nucleotide messenger RNA. RefSeq names its product Y+L amino acid transporter 2 (gene gb). Lineage: Eukaryota; Metazoa; Arthropoda; Insecta; Hymenoptera; Colletidae. Gene Ontology annotation, biological process: amino acid transmembrane transport. Bases 1014 to 2507 code for a protein of 497 amino acids. Gene Ontology annotation, cellular component: membrane. Gene Ontology annotation, molecular function: L-amino acid transmembrane transporter activity. The transcript is spliced from 13 exons. The record is from RefSeq and is a predicted model, not a curated record.